AUGGCUUCUACUCUCAAGUUCGCCGGCCUCUUCCUGAUCACUGCCGUCAGUGCAGCCGUUGUCAACAGUGGCGGGAUCCCCAACGCGUCGAAGUGGGUUCCUGGCUCGACUCUUGAGCCCGGUCACCUGAUUGUUCCUCUUGAUGGCGUCGAACAUGCCGUGAAGGAGUCCGACUACUUGAACUGGCUCAAGUCGAAGGGUGUGCUCCUCAAGGCUCCUGAGCUGGACCCAUCUUGGGUCACCUACAAUGCUUCCGACAUUCCCGCCGUCGAGACCAGGGAGGUCGUCACUGAGCGUGACCUUGAGGCUCGGGCCCCUUGCUCUCAAACCUACUCCAUUACCACCGACAACACGAUCACAUUCGUGGACUGGGACCUGCAGAUGUCGACAGUCGCCUGCGCUCACUUCGGUGAUUUGACCGUCACUGUCACUUCGGGCCAUUCUAUCGCCAAUACUAUUGGUGGUAGCGCGGGCGUUGACUUGGGGUUCGUCAAGGAUCGCCUGACCGGUUCACUCGGGAUCAACUACAGCAGGACAUGGACAACCACACAGUCGACGUCGGACGCCCAUGUGGUCCACGACGGGUUCUGUGGUGUGAUGAUCUACAAGCCUAUUACUACGCGCCGGUAUGGCCGCCAGUUCGUCGGAUGUGUCGGCAACAUCAAGCAAGUCGGAACCUGGUAUGCGGACAGCCACAAGUCUGCAAGCUACAACGGUCUCAGCUGGGUUGAGGGUGCUGUCUCGUACUGUGAGAAGAGGCAGGCAAACCCACCUUUGUCCCGUUGCGAGGGUGGCGGCAACUUCAUCUAAACUGCCUGGGAUUGCCC
Ilyonectria robusta is the source of this 827-nucleotide messenger RNA. RefSeq lists its product as uncharacterized. The record is from RefSeq and is a predicted model, not a curated record. The transcript has 2 exons. Bases 1 to 810 code for a protein of 269 amino acids. NCBI's taxonomy places the organism in Eukaryota, Fungi, Ascomycota, Sordariomycetes, Hypocreales, Nectriaceae.